AUGGAAGCUGCAAAACAACAAGCUAGUGAUAUACAAAGUUUAUCACAGAAAAUGAGUCAAUUAUUGACUAAUACAAAUCGUCAGAAGUCAACUAUGCUAGAAAAUAUCCAAGAUGAAUUGAAUGAAACGACUAGCUAUUUAACAAAACAAAAUAAAUGUUUCAAACAAAUGAUACAUCAAGUUUUGUCAACAAUGAAAAUCGCAACGACACAGAAGAAUAUAGAAGAAUUACGACAAAUUGCCAUUUUAAUGACUAAAACUAAACUCAUUCAAAACUAUCACAUACUGUGGACAACUUACUUGAAAUCAGGAAUGGGCAAAUUGAUCAUGCCACCCGACAAGCAAUUAAACUAUUCAACAGAUUUGCCUAUAUGGCCAAAAGAAGUUAUAAUGACUCUGCGAAACCCAAUAAACCUAAGUGAUGAAACAAAGAAAAAUGAAAAUUAUAUGAAGUCUGUUAAAAACUUCAUAGAUGAAUUAGAUAAACAAUUAAAACAAUAUGCAAAUGAAUUGAAUACGAGAAAGAAUAAUUUUUAUGGUUAUACAUUUACAAUUCAGCAAAUGAUUGAAAAAUAUCUUGAAGAAAAUCUUCAGAGUUUACGUACGGAAACUGAACAUAAAGUAGAACUUGUCGAUUAUGAUUAUUAUAUUCAAGCAUUAAAGAUAGCUUACGAACAACAAAAUCCAAAUAAAUAUCAAAAACAAUUAAUGAAACAACUUUGUGCAAGUAUAUAUGAACAGGAGAUAACAGGACAAGAAUUUCAUUUACUUCAGCAACAAAUUACCUAUUGUAAAUCAUUCAGUGAAUCGUUUGAAUGUUCACCCCUAUUUCAAUCGAAAUUAAUUGAUUCUAUUCAAAAUUUGCAUACUCGAGAACAAUUAUUCAAGCAAUAUAAAGACAUUGCUGAACAAUCAAAACAUAUGAUGUUAACUCUGUAUGUGAAGACCGCUCAAGAACAACGAGACAAUUGUAGAAUGAAGCUUGACACUACUAUGAAUAAAUUGUGGUCUGAUCGUCAGUCACAUUCUGAUAAAAACAAGAUAUCUUUAAUCAUGGUCAAUUUGAUCGGCCAGCGUAUGAACAAAAUAGCUGAACGUAUACAAUGUGUCUACAAAUAUCAAGCUUUUCUUCAAUCAGAUACUCAUAAAAAUUCUGCAUCAUCGUGUUUUUUUAAAUAA
Messenger RNA from Adineta ricciae, 1179 nucleotides. NCBI's taxonomy places the organism in Eukaryota, Metazoa, Rotifera, Eurotatoria, Adinetida, Adinetidae. The record is from the annotation of a GenBank genome assembly.